AUGGAGCAGGACCCCAAACUCCAGCCAUCAAACAUCUCCUCAUCAACCUCCUUCUCCAUACUGGACAUCCUGGACCCCAAUAAAUUCACCGGAAGCCCAAAAACUGCAGUAUAUGCAGAAUUCAGCAGCACAUCCGACUCGAUCAAUGGUGAGGAGAGCCCGGCAGAUACCGACAGCCUCUCCGCCCCGGACUCCCCGGCCCCGGACUCCCCGGUACCGACCCGCAAAGCCAGGCGGAUCCGAACUGCCUUCACCCUGGAGCAGCUGCGUGUUCUGGAGAGAAGCUUCCAGAGCAGCCACUACCUCUCGGUGCUGGAGCGCCAUGUGAUCGCCUCAGCCCUGCGGCUCUCAGAGACCCAGGUCAAAAUCUGGUUCCAGAACCGGAGAACCAAGUGGAAGAAGAGCCGAGAGGGUCAGGGUUCUGAGGAGCAGAGCCACUUCACCAUCAUCCCUCCAGCAGUGAUCCAGAACCUGCCCUUUACCCGGACACUGUCCACCUGCCACCAGCCAGCUCCAGCAUCUUUACACUACCACCCCUCCCAGUCCUACUGCUACCCCCCCUCCUACACUUACACUGCACUUACCUACUACUGACCCACCUCUCGACAACCCCUCCUCCAGCCCUGCAGCCUCACCCUGCUGUAAUACACAUAUUUAAACCAAAUGUGCUGCAUAAUAUCGUAUGUAAUAUUUAUAAACCCAGUAAAAAUGUUUUUAUAUUUAUCCAGUUUUUUUAUUAUUAAUAUUUGUUGAUAAAUGUAAUGUAAACAUAUUAAAAGUUCUAUUUUUGCACUAUA
Astyanax mexicanus (Mexican tetra) is the source of this 797-nucleotide messenger RNA. RefSeq names its product posterior neuron-specific homeobox (gene pnx). Gene Ontology annotation, biological process: regulation of transcription by RNA polymerase II; cell differentiation. Lineage: Eukaryota; Metazoa; Chordata; Actinopteri; Characiformes; Acestrorhamphidae. The transcript is spliced from 2 exons. The record is from RefSeq and is a predicted model, not a curated record. Gene Ontology annotation, molecular function: RNA polymerase II cis-regulatory region sequence-specific DNA binding; DNA-binding transcription factor activity, RNA polymerase II-specific. Gene Ontology annotation, cellular component: nucleus. The coding region runs from base 1 to 594 and encodes 197 amino acids.